UCCGGUUGGAUCGUGUCAGAAGUGAUGCCGCCGCCGCCACGAAAUGAACAGAAGGCUCCCCUGGUGGGGAAGGCAGAGGCUCAGCCGGGCCACCAGACCCCGCCAGCCUUCCAUCCAGCUGCAGCUGUGACACCGCCAGCCCCAAACGAAGUCCCCGAUGCCAAGACUCCCACCACCCCUGUCUCGGAAGCAAGUUGUGCCCUCCAGACUCGCCAGCCCAGCCCCCUGCCUGCCGUCCCACUUCCGGAAGCAGAGAGCUUGCCCCCUAAGAGUGAUCGCCCCCCACCCAUUGGAGCCCCGAGUCCGCCUCAAAGAGAGGAGAAGCGUGGCAGUGCCCAGCUGCCCCCCAAGAGCGAACAGCCUCCCCCUGCCCAGGGUUCACCCACUCCCAGGGCAAAACAAGAUUCUCAGAAGGCCCAAGCGAGACACAGGAUGGCCAGGGAGCGUCGUGAAGAACGAGCCAAACAUCUGGGUAAGAAGGAGGCCAGCUAA
Molecule: messenger RNA, 492 nt
Organism: Notechis scutatus (mainland tiger snake)
Lineage: Eukaryota; Metazoa; Chordata; Lepidosauria; Squamata; Elapidae
Source: RefSeq, a predicted model, not a curated record